This is a messenger RNA of Coregonus sp. 'balchen', 12611 nucleotides long. The record is from the annotation of a GenBank genome assembly. Lineage: Eukaryota; Metazoa; Chordata; Actinopteri; Salmoniformes; Salmonidae.
GACGGUGGGGAGGUGCAGUGCUCUCUGUCUCCAGCGGGGGCGCUCCACCCUGUGUGGGGGCUGUUGGAGCGCUUUGAGGCCGGCCCGGGCUGUGCAGCCAGAGAGAGCGGGGAGAAAGAGACCCAUGUGAUCGCUGUGGGGAGAGCGACACGUAGCCCUGACAAACAGGUGCCCCUUCUCUGUUCCUCACAAUAGGACACACCCACAAUCACACACCCAAUACGUUGCGUCUGCCUUCCCUGACCCCAUCUCUUCCCUUCUAGGUGACUGUGCUCCUGAGGCCCCUGUCUCUGUCUCGUCCCCCCCAUCAAACUCUCAUCCUGGUACUGAGCUCCAAGCAGCCAGUGAGCUGGUGGUUGGAAGCCGAGAGACUACCCCCGGAUCUGCCUGUGCUGGUGCAGGUCAGUCUGUGCGUGCGUGUUCGUGUGGUGUGUGUACCUCUUUUAGUAAUUAAUCUGUCAUUCACCCCCUUCCUCCUGUGAGGAACUGAUAAAAGUACUAACCCCUACAGUGUGUUUGUGUGUAUGUCUGUGCAAGUGUGUUGUUUUAGAAACAUAGUAAUAGAAACAUCCAUUUGUGGGGGCCUAUGUGUUAUCAUGUCUCUCUCUGUAACCACAGUGCCCCCCUAUGCCCCAGGUCUCUCCUAACUCUACAGUGCAGCCCUACAGUCUGGCAGUGCGGGUGCAGCCAGUGCCCUCUCUGCCUUUCCGCCCGCGGGCUCUGCUGCGCUGGGCACUGCAUCGCCAUGGCUCCCUGUCCUCCCUCACACACACAGCCAGUGCCAACCGUGUCUACGUCCGCGUGGGAGAGGGUGAGCCAGCCCCACACACACGCAUACAACUAAUACACAACCCUGGUUUUUGUGUCCUUUCUCUCUCCCUCUCCAACCAAGUCUCCCCUCUGCCCUCCAGAUACCACCAUGCCCAACGUGUGCCAACUGCAGUCUCUGUUCCUGUCACACAACUACCUGACCUCUGACCUGCAGCCACAGGAAGUGCAGGGCUGUGCUCCAGUUGGCGGAGGCGACCCAGAAGUACAUGUCAUCAAGCUCCAUUCAGCAGGGUCAGGGCUUUGUGGGUAAGUUUAGGACGUCUCCAGCAUGUGAAGAAAAUCAUGCGAAGAAUAUCAAUCUCUGAAGCUGUUAUAGUAAUACAAUUUUCAGUUAUUGGGUUAUCCCUUAAUCAGUUUCAAAGCAUUUUCUCCCACUCCAUGCCUUUCAGUGACCUGUCUCUCCCUCUAUCCCAGCUCUCUGCAGGUGGAGGUGACUGUCGCUCUGGUGCCCCCGGUGGCCAAUGCUGGGUGGCACAAGCUGGUGCUGAUCCUCAGUAGUGCCGUUCCAGUCAACUGGGCUCUCACAGUCCCAGGGCUCCGGGGACACAUCUCUGUCUAUGUGAGGACCCUAUCCAGUAAAACUUGACACAUUAUGGUAUUUCACCUAUCAUGUGGGCUAGAAUGGGUCCUUCACCUAUUCUGGAGUUUGGUAUAAAAGUCAUUAUGAUGGACAAAAUAACUAAAUACAUUAAAGGAGCAAUACAAUCAUUGAGUGAAGGGCAAGGUAAACGUCAGUUCAAAAUAUCAAUGGACAUAUCUCUCAGGUUAUCUUGUUGUUAAAUAAACACAUUAAACUUGGCUUUGACAGGGCUUGUCAGGUUAUCUUGUACCGUGUAGCUCAGUUGGUAGAGCAUGGCGCUUGCAACGCCAGGGUUGUGGGUUCGAUUCCCACGGGGUGCCAGUAUGGGGGAAAAAAAUUAUGCACUCACUAACUGUAAGUCGCUCUGGAUAAGAGCGUCUGCUAAAUGACUAAAAAUGUAAUCUUGUAACAGAAACAUCCCUUUUUUUUGGACCAUUUCUCUCUUGUUCUUUCCUCUCAGUCCUCCAACAGUGUGUCCCCACUCUACCCUCCGGAGCCUGACCUGACACUGACUAGCAUGCUCACCUCUGACCUCUCUACCACCCAUGACCUUUUGAGCUGGGCCAAUCAGAGUGGCUUCCCCAAAGUGGCCUCAUACACAGAGGCUGACCUAGCCAAUCGCUUUGUGAUCAGACUGGCUGGGGGUGGGACAGGUCAGGACCUGUGUGUGUCUCUCAUUGUGUGAGUGCACUGGAUGGUUUAUUUUGUGUUUCCUAACAGUGUGUUUGUGUUGGUGUUUCUCGUAAUUCAUUAUGUUGUCUCCCUAAAUUGAAGGUCAUGUUAUCUCUAAAAGGUGCUAUUCUAUGUGUAAGCACACCUCCCUCUCUCUUUCUCUCCCUCUCGUCCUCCCCACAGAAGGUGGCCCCCCUGUGCGUAUGCUGGGCGGCAGGCCCCCGUGGGUCCAGGAGCGCAGGCUGAGACAGUGGCUGAGUGGGGGAGGAGGAAUGGCCAGUGGGGGCUGGGACGCCGUCAGUGUGCAGUGUCAUGACGGACGACUCAAUGUGGCCGUGGACAGACACAUUCUGCAGGUCACUUUCACUAUGUGGUUGUACUGGUAGUUUAGCGUGUUAGCCUGCUAGCGAGGUUAUGGCAUACAAAUACCAAUAUACUGUAUGUAAACCUACAGUGUAUUGUAGGUUCUUAUGAUGGUACUUAGUGUCGUUUUUGUGAUGCUCUCUUUCACACAGACCCUGUCUCUCCCGGUGUCGGAGGUGACGCUGCGGGAUCCUCAGUGCCUGGCCCAGUCCAACAGCAGCCAUUUCCUGUUGGCAUUCCCGGUCAUUUCCUGUGGGACUGAGGGGCUGCUGCAGGGAGAGCCCAGAGGGGUGCAGUACAAAAAUGCGGUACGACAGAGAGGUGGUUUAAAGGGGUAAAAUAUCUGCAGAGAACAUUUAACAUGUUCUGUGAAAUGUUUCUGCAAUGUUUGUGUCUCACCAUGUUUUUGGGAUGUUCAACAUUGAGUUGAAAAUGGUCAUGGAACCAUGCAUCUGUGUGCGGACGUUUACCAGUGAUUCUGUGCUAAACACAGUCAGCUGAAAAUAGAGCAGAGCUGUGUAAUAGGGACGUCCGGCAGCCUCAUCACAGAGGCAGAUCUGAUGGGGAGAUAGAGCAGGGAUGGGCUUCCCUUAGCUGGGGAGGGGGAGAGGGACAUGGAGGUCACUAUGGAGCCCCUCACUCUGUGUCUCUGUGUCUCUGUGCCUCUGUGUCUCCGUGCCUCUGUGUCUCUGUGCCUCUGUGCCUCUGUGUCUGUGUCUGUGUGUGAGUUUGAGAGAGAUACAGUAGAAAGGCAGAGGAAGAGAGUAGAAGAGCAGUGCUGCAAUUGUGGUGUUGUUGGUUAGUGUGAUCUGAAGUGCCCCUGAGGUUGUGUAAGUAGUCUGUCUUAUCUCCCCCAGACGCCACAUGGGUGACCUAGGUCAGAGUGUCCGGAACACUGCUGAUCAGCCUGACUGUAGCUAGGCCUGGGGACGGGAGUGUGGGAGCUGGGGGCUGGAGGGAGGGAGGGUAGUGGGAGUGGUGGAGGUCUGGGAGGAAAGGGAGCAGGAGAGGAGGGAGGGAGGCAGUGAGACAGACAUGUAGCAUGUGAAUGAGUGAGGAAAAGAAGGGUUCAAUUCUGGCUUUACUGGCAGAGGGAUACAGUGAGCGUCAGGUUGCUUCCAUCAUUAAAAUUUCAAAGACGGCGGUUCAUAAGAACAAGGUUAAGCAGCAGCCCUUCGUCAAUGAGAAGUAAAGAAGAGCCAGGCUGAGGUUUGCAAAAGACAAUAAGGAUUGGGCCGUAGAGGACUGGAGUAAGGUCAUCUUCUCUGAUGAGUCCAAUUUUCAGCUUUGCACAACACCUUGUUGUCUAGUGGUUAGACGGAGACCUGGAGAGGCCUACAAGCCACAGUGUCUCGCACCCACUGUGAAAUUUGGUGGAGGAUCGGUGAUGAUCUGGGGGUGCUUCAGCAAGGCUGGAAUCGGGCAGAUAUGUCUUUGUGAAGGACGCAUGAAUCAAGCCACGUACAAGGUUGUCCUGGAAUAAAACUUGCUUCCUUUUGCUCUGACAUUGUUCCCCAACUCUGAGGAUUGGUUUUUCCAGCCGCCAUGCCACACAGCCAGGUCAAUCAAGGUGUGGAUGGAGGACCGCCAGAUCAAGACCCUGUCAUGGCCAGCCCAAUCUCCAGACCUGAACCCCAUUGAAAACUUCUGGAAUGUGGUCAAGAGGAAGAUGGAUGGUCACAAGCCAUCAAACAAAGCUGAGCUGCUUGAAUUUUUGCGCCAGGAGUGGCAUAAAGUCACCCAACAUCAAUGUGAAAGACUGGUGGAGAGCAUGCCAAGACGCAUGAAAGCUGUUAUUGAAAAUCAGGGUUAUUCCACCAAAUAUUGAUUUCUGAACUCUUCCUAAGUUAAAACAUUACUAUUAUGUUGUUUAAAAAUGAACAUGAACUUAUUUUCUUUGCAUUAUUCGAGGUCUGACAACACUGCAUCUUUUUUGUUAUUUUGACCAGUUGUCAUUUUCUGCAAAUAAAUGCUCUAAAUGACAAUAUUUUCAUUUGGAAUUUGGGAGAAAUGUUGUCAGUAGUUUAUAGAAUAAAACUAAAAUGUUAUUUUUACCCAAACACAUACCUAUAAAUAGUUAAACCAGAGAAACUGAUAAUUAUGCAGUGGUCUCUUAAUUUUUUCCGCUGCUGUGUAUCUACUGACGUCUCUCACUGACCUAUCUGCUCUAGUGUAUCAACUCAUACUUACAGUAUAUGACUUGCCAUGUUUUGUGUCUAUCUAUCCUCUCAGGUGUUGCUAUGGAGAAACAAGCCUCUGGUUGCCGUGGGCAAUGAGACAGACAAGGAUCCCACAGAGUGGACUCCACUGGUCAUACAUGUGAGAUGAUAUAGCAUGUGUGUUUGUUUGUGUGUGUCGUCCAAUUUCACUCCAUAUUAGUGAGAGAGACAUGUAUAUCUAUGCUUGUCCUUAUCAUUCCAUACAUCUCCCUCUCUUUUCCAUUGUCCUCUUAGUUCAGCUGUUUGGCUGCAGUCCCCAGCGCCCCGAGCCUUCCUGUGGAGCAGCCCACUCCACAGGGGCCGGGGCCUCUCCCCAGGGCCAGGGCCGGCCCACUGGUCUCACUGCAGCUGUUUGUUACAGAGGGCUAUGAGCAGAGGCAGACCGGUCCUUGUGCCAUCACUGCGUACAACCAUGUCUAUGUGGAGGUCAGUUUGCCUGGCUGUGUGUGUGUGUUUAAUUGUGUAUAUGCCCGCCUGCCCGCCUGCCUGUCUGCCCGCCUGCCCGCCUGCCUGUCUGCCUGUCUGCCUGUCUGCCCGCCUGCCUGUCUGCUGAUGUAGCUCCUGCUGCAAGUGCUACUUGUGUUUCUCCCUCUGCUAGUCUUCUACAGUAUCAGCUGCCUCAAGGCCAGAACAGACUUCCUCCAGAAGGCUAUUAUAAUCACAUCUAGAUAUGUCACAAUAAGGCCCUUCUGUAAGAGCUCUGUAGCCCUGCUAUUACAGCAGUAGAGCACAGCAGGUCGUAGUUGGUAGCUAACACUUUACUUAACAGAGUACUACAAAUUACAGUAUUAGUGUAAUUAUAAUACUUAUUACCCUCUACUUACAAAAUAUCAGCACAGUAAUAAGACCAUGGUAAAGAAAUGUGUUACCCAUUUUUUCUCGGACUGUUUUUGCCAAGCUUUCAGCCAAGGGGGCCAUCGGUGGGGGUGUGGAUGUGCGGUCCUGUGUAGUGUCUCCUCUAUCAGACCCCCGCGUGUCCCCUGGCUGGUCAGUCAUUAGAGACGGCUGCUCCACUGACACCUCACUGACACUCAGCAAAAUGACACAUGACCAAGAGGAGGAUGCUGAGGAAUAUUAUGAAGAGGAAGAGGAGGUACCUAGAGGCCUGAGACAAAGAGAACACGGUGGGAAGAGGGGAAGAGGAGGACGAGCCAAAAGGAAGGAGAGCGAUGGAGGAAUGGGAGGAGAGGAGGACCAGAUAAACAGACUGAGGUUCAGUUUUGUCCUUCGGCCCAUCUACAACAACUCUGUCCAGUUCCUGCACUGUAGCAUCCGUCUGUGUGGCCCUGAGUCAGUGACCCAAGGGCCUCCAACGGCCAUGACACAGAGUGGCUGUCCGAAUCCCUGGGGCCUCCGUAUCCCUGCCCUCGUAUCUAAACUACCCAGCCAACAGGUACAGUACAUGUUCUAUAUUCAUAAUGGCUAGUAGUAUUAAUGACUAAUAGUAAUGACUUACCCUCAUCUCUCUUCUCUCCUCUGUCAGUGUGAGUACAGAAACCUCUCCAGACCCAUGCUGGUCAAUCAGCCCGUUGGUGUGGCCAGACAGCUGGCGCCACCUGCUGGUGAGUAGUAGAUGGUCAAUGGUGGUGUGGUCCACCUCCUGUGGGCCUGAAGUAGUUCACUUUCACUCUGUGUAAUGGGGUGUUUCUCUCUUUUUAUCCAACUCUCUCUCUUUCUCUCUCUAGGUCAGAGAGGUCAAAUGCCCAGUGUGGCUCAACUGCCCAAGCCUAUCCCAGCCCACAGCAGUAAGUAACUGUAACCUUAACACUAGCCUCAACAAUAACCCUAGCUUCAUGUCCACACCUCGGUUCAACCCUAACCCUCAACCCUAACCCUAGCUUCAUGGGUGGUCCUCUGUAGCUCAGCUGGUAGAGCACGGCGCUUGUAACGCCAAGGUAGUGGGUUCGAUCCCCGGGACCACCCAUACACAAAAAUGUAUGCACGCAUGACUGUAAGUCGCUUUGGAUAAAAGCGUCUGCUAAAUGGCAUAUUAUUAUUAUUUAUUAUUAUUCAUGUCCACACCCUGGCUCAACCCUAACCCUAACCAUAAUAUCAACUCCUGGAUGUUCCUAUAUGUGUGUAUUAUCACAACAGUGAUAUUAACUGUGAUUUGGCAUAACUACUACUUUUCCCUCCCAUGUUUUUCCCUCCCAGGCUCUGGGGUAGAGACAGGCUCAGUGUUGGGGAUUGUGUUUGUUGCGUUCCUUAUGGGCAUCAGCCUGAUGGGGGCGCUGUGGUGCAUCUACUCUCACACAGGUAAACACACAGGCCAGGUCCUAAGGUCUAUCUCCUGGACCAAAGGCCAAAAUACUGAGCUAUGCCACCAUAUUCACAAAUAAACAGAGAACAUUCUAUACCUGCUGCUACUGUUUAUCUGUCACUUUAUUUCUAGUUAUAUGUACAGUACCAGUCAAAAGUUUGGACACACCUAUUCAUUCAAGGGUUUUUCUUUAUUUUUACUAUUUUCUACAUUGUAAGGUAAUAGUGAAGACAUCAAAACUAUGAAAUAACACAUAUGGAAUCAUAUAGUAAACAAAAAAGUGUUAAACAAAACAACAUAUAUUUUAGAUUCUUCAAAGUAGCCACCCUUUGCUUUGAUGACAGCUUUGCACACUCUUGGCAUUCUCUCAACCAGCUUCAUGAGGUAGUCACCUGGAAUGUAUUUCAAUUAACAGGUGUGCCUUGUUAAAAGUUAAUUUGUGGCAUUUAUUUCCAUCUUAAUGCUUUUGAGCCAAUCAGUUGACAAGGUAGGGGUGGGAAACAGAAGAUAGCCCUAUUUGGUAAAAGACCGAUACCAUAUUAUGGCAAUCAUUAUGUCCAUCAUUACUUUAAGACAUGAAGGUCAGUCAAUCCAGAAAAUUUCAAGAACAUUGAAAGUUUCUUCAAGUGCAGUCAUAAAAACCAUCAAGCACUAUGAUGAAACUGGCUCUCAUAAGGAACGCCACAGGAAAGGAAGACCCAGAGUUACCUCUGCUGCAGAGGGUAAGUUCAUUAGAGUUAACUGCACCUCAGAUUGCAGCCCAAAUAAAUGCUUCACAGAGUUCAAGUAACAGACACAUCUCAACAUCAACUGUUCAGAGGAGACUGCGUGAAUCAGGCCUUCAUGGUCGAAUUGCUGCAAAGAAACCACUACUAAAGGACACCAAUAAAAAGAGACUUGCUUGGGCCAAGAAACACGAGCAAUGGACAUUAGACCGGUGGAAAUCUGUCCUUUGGUCUGAUGAGUCCAAAUUUGAGGUUUUGGUUCCAACCGCCGUGUCUUUGUGAGACGCAGAGUAGGUGAACAGAUGAUCUCUGCAUGUGUGGUUCCCACCGUGAAGCAUGGAGGUGAUGGUGUGGGGGUGCUUUGCUGGUGACACUGUCAGUGUCAUUUAUUUAGAAUUCAAGGAACACUUAACCAGCAUGGCUACCACAGCAUUCUGCAGCGAUAUGCCAUCCCAUCUGGUUUGCGCUUAGUGGGACUAUCAUUUGUUUUUCAACAGGACAAUGACCCAACACACCUCCAGGCUGUGUAAGGGCUAUUUGACUAAGAAGGAGUGUGAUGGAGUGCUGCAUCAGAUGACCUGGCCUCCACAAUCACCCGACCUCAACCCAAUUGAGAUGGUUUGGGAUGAGUUGGACCGCAGAGUGAAGGAAAAGCAGCCAACAAGUGCUCAGCAUAUGUGGGAACACUUUUUUGGUUACUACAUGAUCCCAUAUGUGUUAAUUCAUUGUUUUGAUGUCUUCACUAUUAUUCUACAAUGUAGAAAAUAGUAAAAAUAAAGAAAAACCCUUGAAUGAGUAGGUGUGUCAACUUUUGACUGGUACUAUUCAAAUCUACCUCAAUGACCUUGUACCCCUGCACAUCGACUCGGUACUGGUACCCUGUAAUACAUAGCCAAGUUAUCAUUAUCAUUGUGUAUUUAUUAUUACUUUUAUUAUUACUUGUUUUACUUUUCUAUUAUUUGUCUAUUUUCUUUCUCUCUACGUUGUUGGAAAGGGCCCAUAAGUAAGCAUUUCACUUAUUAGUCUACACCUGUUGUGUAGACACCAUUACGACUUUCUUACUAUUUUUGAGAUAAAUAGUGGGUUUAUUCAGCAUGUAUAAACGUUAGUGACACACUUGACAUGUGAUUGGUUGCAGAAGCUCCUCCACCAACCAGAAGAGGGAGCCUGCUCGAGAAUACUAACCCUGCCUUAUUAGACUCUUCCAACAGCUCUGUGUAGAGGUGAGAUGGAACGUGAUAAGAGUGGAGCAACACACACAACAGCUGGGGGACCACAAAGUAAAGAGAGUGUCAAAUUUAGACUAGUAUACUAUAGGCUUAUCAUGGUGGCACUAGCGCCCUUUGUGAAUUAGUCAUGCACCUGCAGAUUGCAAUAGUGAUAUCUUGUAUCAUGUGUAAGAAAUACGAUGAAAUUAUCGUUCUCUCUCAUUUUCAGGGAUUUCUCUGGUAAAUCUGAGUCCGAGGGUAAAGUGGGACAGAAGAUUAAACAUCUGGUGUGUGUAUGUGAGUGUGUCAGACCUGGGUUCAAAUACAUGCGUAUUUAAGUAUUUGUUAUUUAAAUACUUAUUUUCUGUGUAUUUUAGUAUUUUCGAAUAAUGUGGCCAAAUCAGCUAUUUCUAUUUGAAGUAUUUGAAAUUAUUUUCAGAUAACUUCCUAUAAAUAGCCGAAAAUGUUUUCAAAAACUUAUUUCAAAAUACAUUCUUUCAAAAACCCCUAGGACCAAACAGACCUGGGUUCAAAUGCAUGCAGUAUUUGAACAUUUGCAUUUCCAAAUACAUUCCAAUAUAUACUUACUUCGAAAUGUCUUUGAAAGUAAUUGAAAUACCCUAAAUAGUUUUUGAACCCAGGUCUGGUGUGCGUAUAGAAAACAUUGAGAACUCCUGCUCUUUCCAUGACAUAGACUUACCAAGUGAAUCCAGGUAAAAGCUAUGAUCCCUUAUUGAUGUCACUUGUUAAAUGUACAUUUACAUUUUAGUCAUUUAGCAGACACUCUUAUGUCUUACAGUUAGUGAGUGCAUACAUUUUUUUUUACAACCCUGGCGUUGCAAGCGCCAUGCUCUACCAACUGAGGACAAUCAGUGUAGAUGAAGGGGAGGAGAGAGGUUAAAGAAGGAUUUUUAAGCCUUGAGACAUGGAUUGUGUAUGUGUGCCAUUCAGAGGGUGAAUGGGCAAGACUAAAUAUUGAAGUGCCUUUGAACGGGGUAUGGUAGUAGGUGCCAGGCGCAACGGUUUGUGUCAAGAAUUGCAACGCUGAUGGGUUUUUCACGCUCAACAGUUUCCUGUGUGUAUCAAGAAUGGUCCACCACCCAAAGGACAUCCAGCCAACUUGACACAACUGUGGGCCAGCUUCCCUGUGGAACGCUUUCGACACCUUGUAGAGUCCAUGCCCCAACAAAUUGAGGCUGUUCUGAGGGCAAAAGAGGAGGGGGGUUACAACAGAAACAAGCACUACAGAGUUUAGAGAGGAGGAACACAUGAAGUCAAAGAUAUGUCAUGAGUAGAAUACAGUAUGUGUGAGGGGAAUUGCCAUUAUCCAGACCCUUAUUGUAUAUAUCUAUGUUGAAUCUGUGACCCUUUGUUUGAUAUUAUCUGUGCUGAUCGCUAUAUAAAUGAAAUAUCUGUGGCAAGAGUUUUUGUUUUAUCUUCAAAUAAAGUGCGGGUGAAAACAAUGAAAUGCUAAACUUAAAGUAUUUAAUUUGUAAUAUUUAAUAUUUAAAUCUAAAUCCCUUUUUAUAUAUACUCAUGCUGACCAGCCUGAGACACUGAAAAUAUACAAUCACGUUGUCUCGCCAUAAUUGUGGAGCAUGAUUUCAACAUAAUCAUAGUCUCUCUCUACUCAUACAGCAGUCAAAGACGUUAUUUUUCACAUGUUCCCCAUGACCUGAAUGUAAAUUAUCCCCUUGGGUGGGCUGCCUCAGUGAAGUGAAAAUGGCAGCUUCAUUCAUACAUCAACAAUGGGAGCUACAAUUGCACCACUCUCUGAGGAAAAUGGCCAAUUACAGUGGGAAAUAGGGGUUUGCUUAGUCACGCUACAAACCACCUUUUUUUAAUACGGUGUCUUUUUUAGACAUACAGCACAGUAAAGACUAGAGCCUUAAGGGCUGGAUUAAAUCCGUAGCGCUAAAGUUCGGUGUUAAAAGUGUGAUUGAAAUUUAAAGGCACCGUUUCUGCGUUGGUGGAGACAACAUUCACGGUAAACGCUGCAUACUGUAUGUCGGCUCAAUCGAAAGUUACCUUUAAAUUUAAACCGCGCUACAACGUUGAUCUUCUGUGCUAUGGAUUGAAUCCAGCCCAUACACUAGACAGUAUAUGGCAUUGCUAGAGAUGUUAACAAAGUGAUCAGGUACAGGAACCUCUUCCCUUCAAGGCACUAUCCAAAGGGUCAACCUGAAAAGCAGCGAGCGAAAGCAAAUCCACAAAAACAAAUGCCCAAAUAACUUGAACACAAGUCAUGUGCUUAGCCUCAGUCACUGAUCAAAGUACUAUUUAAACACAAAACUGCCAAUACCGGUCAACAAUCUCUAUACAAAGCACUCAUUCUUGUGCUACAUACAGUACUUGUGUAAUACUAAAUGUCCAUUAUGCCUCAGCUCUGUGAGUACAUGCUGCUGUAGACACACUGGGUCUCCUGGUGGUGCUGUAGGUCCAGUCUGCGCUGGAAGCUGCGUUGGCAGUGUGUGCAGCUGAAGGGCCUGUAGCUGCUGUGCUUACGGCUGUGGGUGAUGAGGUUGGAGCUCUGGCUGAAGGCCUUGCCACACACCUGGCAUACGUGGGGCUUCUCACCUGAGACCGACAGGGACAGACAGCAAGACGUGACAUGGAAUUCAAGAAGAGAGAUACUCUGAGAGCAGCCAGUGUGGGGCAGAAUCCUAACAUCCAGAUGGAAGCAACCUUUGCACAAUGUGUAAGUUGUACUAUAAUGUACGCACACCUGCUGACCUAUGUUCAACACACAAUGCUCAUUUGUGUAUGCGUCCUUCCAGUGUACCUCCCCGCACCUGUGUGUAUGAAGGUGUGUUUCUUCAUGUCAGACUUCUGGUGGAACCUCUUGCCACAGUACUGGCAGGGGUAGGGCCUGAUGUCAGAGUGGAUGAGCAGGUGGGUGGUCAGGGUGGAGGAGCGCUUGAACACCUUCCCACAAACCUUACAGCUAUAGCUACGCUCCUGGAACACACACAUUCACAGAGAUGUGGUUAGGAUUUUGCCAUUUCGUUUUUUUAUUUUUUUAUAGUUUGUGUUGGGAAGUGGAGAGACCUCCACCAAUGUACUUCUGCUAGAUAUACCUUUGGUCUUCCGUACAUGCCCAGAGCUUGUCUGAACCUGUAGGGGUGCUCUCUGGCUUUGGCUGACGUGGCCAAUGGGACUGCAUGCACGUUGUCAUGUGACCUGUGUAAAUGAGUCUUCAGUACAGCUCCUGAGGACAAGACCUGAGAAAAAGUGAAAGCUAAGAGUAACAUCAGAUGUACCUCAUACUCCCAGAGAUGUCAGCCAUAUUCAACACAAUUACCCCUCACAGCCUCUAUUCUCACACCAAACAAAUCUGCUGUUAUGUCAUUUUCUGACAUGUCACAGAGCCCUGUCAAGUACAAUUUCCACCACUCUACUGUCACUCUUGUCUCAGGUCACAAACACCAAACAGUAUCUCAUUUAUUCUAUUUUGGUCAUGCCUGAAGUGGUUUGCAUGGUUUGGAACCACACACCUUUGGUCGAUACACCCAAUAAGGGCGGACGUGGUGUUCUGAUUAAAUUGUCAUUCCUGACCCUUGCUGGUUCCUCUUACCUUUUCACAGAGGGGGCAUGGGCUGGUGGAGUUGUGGUCCAUAUGUGGCCUGUGGCUCAGUAAGACAUGGACCAGUUUCUCCAGCUCCCUCUCUCUGUCAGGGCCCCGGGGCCAUUGUAGGGACCAGAGCAGGGCAGACUCUGAAGGCUCCACACCAUCAUACCCUGGGGUUUCUGUGG